Messenger RNA from Equus caballus (horse), 6476 nucleotides. It is a transcript of the gene IL1RAPL2, whose product is annotated as interleukin 1 receptor accessory protein like 2. Gene Ontology annotation, biological process: signal transduction. Gene Ontology annotation, molecular function: interleukin-1, type II, blocking receptor activity. NCBI's taxonomy places the organism in Eukaryota, Metazoa, Chordata, Mammalia, Perissodactyla, Equidae. The record is from RefSeq and is a predicted model, not a curated record.
CACUCUCCCUCCCCUCCUCGCGCUCCCAAAUCCAAAGGGGUGUGGAAGAGGAGGAGGAGCAGCAGUAACCGUUUUCCAUGACGCGCCAGAGCGGUUCUCUCAUCCCCACCUCCUCCCCGGUGCAAUCAGUCAGCCCGGAGGCACCAAACUGUUAGCGACCAAGACACAGCUCUAGGUGAUUUCCACUACCCUUCUCCCCGCUCCUGUAGGCAUAUUUUGGAAGCCGCAGCAGCUGUGGCAGGAUGUGAGGCGAGCCUGGAGCGCACUUCCCUCUUCGGAGCUAGGAGAGACGUGUAGGCUUAUUGCGCACUGGCUGGAGAGGGUUCCCGGGAAAGGCUAGAGCUGCAAACAAGCGGGAGAGAGGCGGGCAGGCAGAGUUUGCACCUGCCGCCUGCGCUGCCCUCUGGGCUGAAGGGCUGUUGCCCUCUGUGGCGUGCGUUCCUCACGAGGGGCGUGAGGGCCACAGGCUGAGGCGUUUGCGUCCCGCGGUGCACCAUUUGGCCAAAACAAGGUGCGGCUGGAGCAAAGCUGCUCCGAAGUAAAGUCGCGAAAAAGGAAGAGGCUAGGAGGCAGGCGACUUAGGAGAGGCUGGUCGCGGAGCUGAGAGGUGGCACCUGUCAUUCUAGCGAAGGGGCCGAGUGAUUUAGGAACCUUCUUUAAGCUCUCCCUGUCCUGCUCCCCCUAAAGUCCGUAGAAGCUCUGCUGAACUCUAGAAAUCUUCCCUGGGCGGGGAGAAGUUUCUGAGCAUCCUCUUUGGCUAGGACAGAGAGUAGAGAGAACAGGCAGGCGGAGCUGCUCUGGCCGCUGCUCUGGAAGACACUGUCUUCCCCCCCGCCCCCGCCUCCUCCAGCCCUGCUCGCCUUUGGGCAGCCUCUCUGGCCGCUCCGGCAGCUUGAGCCGGCCCUCUCUGGAACCCGGCUCUCCAUCUCGUCCUGGACUGCGGCCCAGCGCCCCAGACAUGGAACUGUAUGCGUGAGCCCUGUUGGACGUCGCCGGCUGUUUGCAAGACUCAGACAGCUGCCAAGGAAAGUGAAUGAUGAAGCCACCAUUUCUUUUGGCCCUUGUGGUCUGUUCUGUAGUCAGCACAAACUUGAAGAUGGUGUCAAAGAGAAAUUCUGUGGAUGGCUGCAUUGACUGGUCAGUGGAUCUCAAGACGUACAUGGCUUUGGCAGGUGAACCAGUCCGAGUGAAAUGUGCCCUUUUCUACAGUUAUAUUCGCACCAACUAUAGCAUGGCUCAGAGCACUGGACUCAGGCUUAUGUGGUACAAAAACAAAGGUGAUUUGGAAGAGCCCAUCAUCUUUUCCGAGGUCAGGAUGAGCAAAGAGGAAGAUUCAAUAUGGUUUCACUCAGCUGAGGCACAAGACAGCGGAUUCUACACUUGUGUUUUAAGAAACUCGACAUAUUGCAUGAAGGUGUCAAUGUCCUUGACUGUUGCAGAGAAUGAAUCAGGCCUGUGCUACAAUAGCAGGAUCCGCUAUUUAGAAAAAUCCGAAGUCACUAAAAGAAAGGAGAUCUCCUGCCCAGACAUGGAUGACUUUAAAAAGUCCGAUCAGGAGCCCGAUGUUGUGUGGUACAAGGAAUGCAAGCCAAAAAUGUGGAGAAGCAUAAUAAUACAGAAAGGAAAUGCUCUUCUAAUCCAGGAAGUUCAAGAAGAAGAUGGAGGAAAUUACACUUGUGAACUUAAGUAUGAAGGAAAACUUGUAAGACGAACAACUGAAUUGAAAGUUACAGCUUUACUCACAGACAAGCCUCCGAAGCCAUUGUUCCCCAUGGAGAAUCAGCCAAGUGUUAUAGAUGUCCAGCUGGGUAAGCCUCUGAACAUCCCUUGCAAAGCAUUCUUUGGAUUCAGUGGAGAGUCUGGACCGAUGAUCUACUGGAUGAAAGGGGAGAAGUUUAUUGAAGAACUGGCAGGUCACAUCAGAGAAGGUGAAAUAAGGCUCCUUAAAGAGCAUCUUGGAGAAAAAGAAGUUGAGUUGGCACUCAUCUUUGAUUCAGUGGUGGAGGCUGACCUAGCAAAUUAUACCUGCCAUGUGGAAAACCGAAAUGGACGGAAACAUGCCAGUGUUCUGCUGCGUAAAAAGGACUUAAUCUACAAAAUUGAGCUUGCAGGAGGCCUGGGAGCAAUAUUCCUCCUCCUUGUACUGCUCGUGGUCGUCUACAAAUGCUACAACAUUGAACUGAUGCUCUUCUACCGACAGCAUUUUGGAGGUGAUGAAACUACUGAUGACAACAAGGAAUAUGAUGCCUAUCUUUCUUACACCAAAGUGGACCAAGAUACUUUAGACCGUGACAAUCCUGAAGAAGAGCAGUUUGCUCUUGAAAUACUGCCAGACGUCCUGGAAAAACACUAUGGAUAUAAACUCUUCAUCCCAGAAAGGGACUUGAUUCCAAGUGGAACAUACAUUGAAGAUCUCACAAGAUAUGUUGAGCAAAGCAGAAGACUUAUUAUCGUGCUAACUCCAGACUAUGUUCUCAGACGAGGAUGGAGUAUUUUCGAAUUGGAAAGCAGACUCCAUAACAUGCUAGUCAGUGGAGAAAUCAAAGUGAUUUUGAUUGAGUGUACAGAAUUAAAAGGAAAGGUGAAUUGCCAGGAAGUGGAAUCACUAAAGCGCAGCAUCAAACUUUUAUCCCUGAUCAAGUGGAAGGGACCCAAAAGCAGCAAAUUAAAUUCUAAGUUUUGGAAGCACUUAAUAUAUGAAAUGCCCAUCAGGAAAAAUGAAAUGCUUUCUCAGUGCCAUGUUCUGGACUCUGCAGAACAAGGACUUUUUGGAGAACUUCAGCCUAUACCCUCUAUUGCCAUGACCAGUACCUCGGCCUCUCUGGUGUCAUCUCAAGCUGACCUCCCUGAUUUCCAGCAUUCAGAUUCGAUGCAAAGGAGGCACUGUUGCAGAGGUUAUAAACAUGAGAUGCCAGCCACCACCUUGCCAGUACCUUCCUUAGGCAACCACCACACUUAUUGUAAUCUGCCUCUGACGCUACUCAAUGGACAGCUACCCCUUAAUAAUGCCCUGAAAGAUACCCAGGAAUUUCAUAGGAACAGUUCCCUGCUACCUUUAUCAUCCAAAGAGCUUAGCUUCACCAGUGAUAUUUGGUAGUGAAAAAUCUAAAGUCCUCUGAACAGCUAUGUGACCAUCCAGAAUUUCUCCUAUACCAAGCAUAAAGUGCACCUAGAACAUUGAGGUGCUGAAAAAGUGUUCGAAGCUAAAGGCACAGAAAUCGCUUUUGUACUUAAAUUUUUUUGUUUACAUUUCCAGAAUAGUGGGGGGAAAGAGGACCUGCUUUUGUAGUAUAGUACCUUGUUCCAAUGUACAGUUUUGAUUUCUUCCUGAAAAGAAAAAUUUUAAAAUCCUAUUGUUUUAGAGUAGGUUUUAUGUUACCACUUGGACUGCAAGCUUAGGAGGUGAGCUAUCUUCCCCAUAUCUAUGAAUAUUUCAGUAUUUAUAUGUUAUUUGAAAUAAGGAAAACUUAAAGACUUUAAUUGAAUUUGAAAAUUUUGAACUAAGUGUAAGGGGGAAGAGAACUUCAAUAGAAUAACUAAAAAAUCAGGAGUUAUCAAGAAAAUGUUGAGGCACUCCAUUUGAAGAUUGUUUGUAAAGGAAAAUCAGUUAAGAAAAAUUGUGAUUGAAAUGUUUAGAACUUCUUCAACAUAAUGGACAACUUCUGUAGACUAAACCAACAACUCAUAAUGACAGCUUUUAGUUUUAUUAGGCAAGCACAUCUUCUGUAGGCAAACUGGUAGGUAGGUAAAGAAUGUGCAUUUCUUAAGCAAAUGAAUAGACAGGCUGUUAGUUCUUUUGAUGAUUUUGAACAACUCUUAUGGCAUUCUAGCCAAUUUCAAAAGUUUUACAAAUUUGAAAGCACAUUUUAAAGUGCACGUUUUAUUGUUUGCUAACAAAUUCGCAUUUGGACUUUUUUCCAAAUGAUCUCUUGACCUGCUAUAAGCUUUAUACGAAGAUGUGAGCAUCUUUCUACGUUUUUUCAGCAUCGUUGGAGUUUGAAUUUAAAUACAUAUUGACUGGUGUCAGCAGUAGAAAAGAAGUAAAACAACAAUAUUCACAGCUGAAGUGCUAAAUGAUUCAAGUUUGCUAGCGGUAGAGCAGCAAUUGCAGUGAUUCUCAUCUGAAAUGUAAUUGUGAAACAGACUAUUCUGUACAUACACAAUAUCUGCUUGGCCAUGUGUACAAGGCUUCUGCAGAAGUAUCUCUAUUCCUGGUGCUUCAGAGAGUAUAUUUUAUAGACUAAACUUCAACACCCUCACAUUGUGACUGUGACUGUACCAUACCAGAAAAUCUCUGUGAAUAAUCUAAAAUAUUAUAAACUUGCUGUAAGGAAUGUGCCCCUAUGCCAGGAUUUAUUAUGGGUUAUGACUCCAUGUUCUUUCCAAUUAAUCAAUUUUGGUGUGCUCUCCACCGAGAUGCCUGUGGGGGUCAACUGUUAUUCAAGGUUGAUUCUGGCAUUUUGCAAAUGGUUCUUAAAUCAUGUUUUCGGACAAAUAUAAAAAAGGACAAAUGUACACAUUGUGUAAAAAUUAAGAAUUUUCCAAGACCUUGUGAAAUUGUGAAACUCAAAUGUAUACGAGAACAUUCGAUAAUAUGUUUUGAUUAUUUUUUAACCUCUUUACAUUAUUGAUUCCCUGUGAUCCAUGUGUUUUGUUCAAAGUACUUGUUUCUCUGUUGCUUUUCUAUAUCCAGCUGCUCAGAAAAUGCAUUAUGCACCAACAGUAUGUGAAAGCUUAGCAGUGAUACAUGUUUAUUUCACAGUGGGACAAUCAGUUGCUCCCUUGGAAAAGUCCUGUUCAACACAUAUAGGUGUUUCAUAGGUGUAUUUUUUCCACCAAGAAAGGUGAUUUUGCUUCUGUAAAAACUAUAGGCAUUUUAAAAUGGAAAUUUAUCAAUUCUGAACUUUUUCUAGGUGUUAUAAAGUUGUAUUUAUUCUCAUUGUUCUUUAAUGAUAUGUGUAAUUACUAAGUUAAUAAUCUGCAUGAAAUGAGUAGUAUAUGUUUAAGUGACCAAUUGUACUUUUUAUUAUUUUGUUUUUCAAAGAAGUCUAGAUUAAUUCAAAUAGAAUGCUCAGUGGUAUUUUUAAACUAAUAGUUCUGUAUUGAGCAUGCCAGUUCUGAAAAUAUAACAUGGGUCUCUCUGCUUCCUUUAUUUACAAUGAUUAAACGUGGGUAGCAAUUUGAGUUGGCUGGCCACAAUGUGUCCUUUCACUACUAGGAGGUAUUCAAAAACAGAGCAUUCACACUUGUGCUGGGGAACUUGACAAGAAACCUUUUCUACCAUUUUCAGGAACCAAUGUGUACACUAUCUAUAAAAAUUUAUUUCUAGAUGGCAAUUCAAAAUUUGAUUUUUAUCAGAGAUUUUUAAAAGAUAUAGCCCAUAAAGGUAUAAUAAGUAUUUAGUCUAGAACAUGAUGUAUUCUUCCAGUUGCUUUCACAGUGGGAAAAAUUUUUCUUCUCAAUUUUUCAUUGAAAUGGAUUUUGGAAACUUAGAAAAAUACUUGUGCAAAUAGUUCCCAUACAUUAAUAGCAAAUUUAUUUAGCUCAGCCAUCAACAGUAUACUUACUUUUUAAUACUGAGGCUAUUUUAAGAUGAAAAAUUCUGAAAAUGUCAGAAAUUAUUAGACAAAUGAGAAAUUCACAAAAGCAAUAGAUGUAUAGGAAAUGAAAACUGUAUUAAGAAUAAAUAAUGCUCAGGGAGAUGGACAACUUGUACAUGGUUUUAAUUUGGCAAAAUAGGAAAUCUAGCAAGUUUGGUAAUCUAUGGGCUCUAAUCUAACUGUGGAGACUCUGAAAAGUAGCUGGGUGGUUCCUGAAAAGAAGUAAAAAAGUAUCUCUUCUCACCUCCUGUAAGUCUUAAUUGAAUUAGAUCCAAUUAGAUCUGCUUUUAAUCACUCAUUAAAAAAAAUGGGUACAACCUGAAAUUAUACAAUGUUAUAAACCAUUAUAAUUCCAAUAAAAUUACUUUAAAAAAAUGGGUACAAAGACACUUGAGAGCUUCUGCUAAGGCUUGAACCCAAGGUAGUAUCAUGUAAAAAGUUGAUAUUUUUUUGAGGAUUGAUGGCAAAUAUUGCAGUACUUAAAAGUAGGAAAUGGGCUGCAAUGAGAGGAGAAACAGUUCAGUUAUGAAAGAGAAGUUUAUAGAGGAGUUUCAAGAGGACAUGGAAAUGAGUAGUAUCCUAUAGAUUACUUCUGUAACAAAUCGGAAAAUAGCAUGUGUGGGAAAAAAGGAAAUUCUGGCUAGAAAGGGAAAGAGAUUUCCUAACCCACUUGGUGAUUGAAGGGCUUACAAGAGAAUGGAACCACUGGUUUCAAACAUUUACUGCCCUUUGGCAUUUUAUUUUUAAAUAAAUUGGUUGGUUUUCACAAAGUGUUUUCUAGAAAAUUAAGUAAUGACCAAGGGAAAUAUCCUGAAAAUUGUACAUAUAAAUCUUUAUACCUCUUGUAUUCAUUUCCCAAGGUGAGGUAGUGAACUG